This is a messenger RNA of Aplosporella prunicola CBS 121167, 786 nucleotides long. RefSeq lists its product as uncharacterized. Bases 208 to 702 code for a protein of 164 amino acids. NCBI's taxonomy places the organism in Eukaryota, Fungi, Ascomycota, Dothideomycetes, Botryosphaeriales, Aplosporellaceae. The record is from RefSeq and is a predicted model, not a curated record. The transcript has a single exon.
CUGGGGCGGCGGAAGAGGGCAGAACUCCGAAACACUCACUACACCCACGUCGGGUAGCUCGUCGCCAAGGUGGUACUCUACUCUAGCUGUGUUCCGCCAUCCGGAGGCCUACACGUAAGGUCCAUGUCGUGCAAUUGGACUAGAGACGCACUCGUCUCCCACGCAAUUCUGUCGUGCAGAUGUACGGUUACUUCGUACUUUUGACAGAUGCCUCGUCCGUCGUCCAUCGUCCAUCUGCAUUUAUGGUCGACGUUUCUCUCCAACCAUGAAUGCAUGCUCGUAUCUACUUCCCUAAGUAACAUCGAGCGCAUACAACCAAGACAACAAGGCCGACUGUGGGCUGCAAUCCUCAGGGGACCAAAAAAUUUCUGGUGCCACUACUGCACAUACACGCGUUCUACGGUUAGCGUCAAGUAUGCAAGCCACGAGAGUACAACAAGGGAUGGGCUACAGCUUGGAACGGCCAGCCAUUGGUCGCACACGCUAGCAUACACUUUUAUCUGGCUCCUCUGCUGGAUAAUCGCAUUCCGCCGCCGUUUCGUGCUUCGCAGGCAUGCCCAUGCUCUGUCUCCAUGCUGCAUCUCAAAUCCAGCGUAUCGUGCAUGUUUUGGUGCUUUGAUGCAGGUCCAUGACGUCACCGGCAAGGCAUCGACAACGCAUUGUCUGCACCGGGCAGAUCAGAGUCCCUCUCAUGCCCCAUAAUCCGUAGCGGUGCAUUUAUCCAUGGAUUCCUUGUCUUAUACCGACCCGGCGUUAGCAGACGUUAACUCGUUCUGACUCGAUCUC